AUGUUCCAGAUGGGAGUCUGCAGGUCCCUGAAGCCACUGGACCUGCCAAAGUUCGAUGGCAAGAUGCUGUCAUAUGUGAAGUGGCGUGAGCGGUUUCUCCGUCUAGUACACGAGAACCCGCUCUUGUCAGAGGACUAUAAGCUCGCACACUUGAGGGAGGCACUGGCGGACGGAGCGGCCGAGGACCUGAUCGCGGACGUGCUAGACGGCCCGGGCGCCUACUCCGCCAUCAUGGAGGAGCUGGAUCGGUGGUACGGGGGCACAGACCGUAGCCUCGAACAGCAGGAACGCGAGCUCAUGAGCUGGCCGCAGAUCAACACGGAGCGCGAGCUGGAUGAGCUGAAGACGCUGGCCGUCAAGCUGAGGUCCCACGCUGUGACACGGCGCUCCGUCUUCAGCGGUCUGGCGUCGGCGUUGGAUCCUCGUGGGCAAAUUGCGCCGUUCACGAUCCGUGCCCGCGUGCUGCUGCAGGACACUUGGUUGCUGGACCAGGCGUGGGACAACGAGCUUCCUCCCACACACGCCAGAAAGUGGAGGGAGUGGUUUGACGAGCUGCCCGACCUGGCCGCCAUCAACGCGCCACGCAGUUUCAAGGCGGCUACGGAGUCCAUCCUCUCCGUCCACACGUUCACGGAUGAGUCUGACCGUGCCAUCGCUGCGGCGACCUACAUCCGCGCAGAGGAUGCAGCCGGCAACGUGCGGGUGACGCUCGCCAUGGCCAAGGCCAAGACAGCCCCGGCUCGUCGGCAGACCAUCCCCCAGCUGGGGCUUCGCGGCGCCAUCUUGGGUCUGCGGACCAGCAGCGAAGUUGGCAACGCUCUGGACAUCCCGGUCGCCGAGCACACGUUCUGGACGGACUCCAUGAACGUGUUGGGGUGGAUCCGCUCGCACAGUCGCAGGUUCAAGGUCGACAUCGGCAACCGUGUCUCAGAGCUACAGAACGCCACGAAGCCCUCCCAGUGGAGGCACGUACCCGGCAAGCAGAACCCCGCCGACAAGGGUACCCGUGGGCUACCAGCGAAGGAGUUGGCGGAGGACCGGGUGUGGUGGCACGGACCCGCGUUCCUGUCGCAGCAACCAGACGUAUGGCCGCCUGAGAAGUCAGCGACCACAGAAGGUCUGCCAGGCGUCAUCCAGCGGGAGACCACGUUCGCGCUUGCCGUCACGCCAACCACUCGCCUCCAGGCGUCCAGAUACCGCACCUGGGAGCAGCUGCUCAGGGUGACUGCGUGGUGCUACCGGUUUGUCAGCCGAUGCCGUCGCAAGCCGCGCGUCGGCAUGAAGGGGGAGGAUACCAGCAGCGAUCAAGACGUCACCGUUGCAGUGUCGACUUCGCGAGCAGCCAACCCGAACUACCCUACUGUCAACGUGCCAGAGCUGACGGCGGGUGAGGUAGGCCGCGCUGAGAGGCACUGGAUACGACAGGCGCAGAAGGACGCGUACGGCCCAACCCUGGAGCGCCUGGCCGCCGGAAAGCCAAUGCAGGCUAGCGACCCGCUGGCGGCGCUAACCCCGACGCUAGAUCAACAUGCUGAACCGCUGAUGGUGGUCGGAGGCCGUUUGAAGGCUGCGAAACACUUGCCAUAUCGUGUACGCUUACCGAUCAUCCUGCCUCAGAAGCACGUUGUCACGCGGCUGCUGAUCGAGAAGGAGGACCGGAGGUGCCGCCACAGCGUGGGACCUCAGCAUCUGCUGUUCAACCUGAGGGAGAGGUUCUGGAUAGUAAACGGUGCAUCAGCAGUCAAGACGGCACGCCAGUCGUGCGUUCCGUGUCGGAAGAACUGGGGUGUACCGGCGGCGCAGAUCAUGGGCGCUCUGCCGGACUUUCGGACUGCCGGGUCUCUCCGACCAUUCUCGCACUGCGGCAUCGACUUUGCCGGGCCGUUCCAGACUAAGCAAGGACGAGGCAGAACCCGAGCGAAGCGCUACCUCUGUCUCAUGACGUGCCUGGAAACCCGUGCCUGCCAUCUGGAGCUCACCUACUCCAUGGAUACCGGGGGGUUCCUCAUGGCGUUCAACCGGUUUGUUAAGCGGCGCGGCACGCCAAGCAUCAUCGUCACCGAUAACGGCUCCAACUUCGUCGCGGCUGAGCGGGAGUUACGAGAAGCCGUGGAGCAGCUCGAUCGCGCAGAGAUCGCGCGCAGUCUCGCUGAUCGACACAUCCGGUGGAGGUUCAACCCGCCCAGAGCACCGCAUUUUGGAGGUGUCUUCGAAGCUAUGAUUAAGGCAGCGAAGCGCGCUCUGAGAUCCGCACUGGCCACCGCUGAGCUCACUGAUGAGGAGCUACACACCGCCAUCGUCGCCGCAGAGGACCUCAUCAACUCCCGUCCGCUGACAACAGUCAGUGCCGACGCCGCCGACCUCGAGCCGCUGACUCCGCAGCAUUUCCUUGCAGGACGCUGCGACCCACCUCUGCCGUUGGAAGAGAAACUGAACGCCACAGAGCAAGUCCACCCCAGAGAUCGCUUCGCCGUCGUGCAGCGCACAGUGAAGGAGGUCUGGAGGAGAUGGCUCCUGGAGUUUGUCCCACUGCUGAACCAGCGCAGGAAGUGGCACAAGACGCAGAAGAACAUCGCUGUCGAUGAGGUGGUGCUGUGUAUCGAGCCCGACACACCCCGGGGCAGUUGGCCACUGGGCAGGGUGAGGCGUGUCUUCCCCGGACCAGACAGUUGCGUCAGGGUGGUGGAUGUUGAGAUCCGGGGCAAGAUCUACCGGCGAGCCAUCCAACGCCUCAUUCCGCUCCCCGUGGAGUGA
Molecule: messenger RNA, 2754 nt
Organism: Sycon ciliatum
Lineage: Eukaryota; Metazoa; Porifera; Calcarea; Leucosolenida; Sycettidae
Exons: 1
Coding region: 1-2754 (917 amino acids)
Biological process (GO): DNA integration
Molecular function (GO): nucleic acid binding
Source: RefSeq, a predicted model, not a curated record